Callorhinchus milii (elephant shark) is the source of this 1098-nucleotide messenger RNA. RefSeq names its product small integral membrane protein 1 (gene smim1). Bases 548 to 778 code for a protein of 76 amino acids. The transcript has 3 exons. The record is from RefSeq and is a predicted model, not a curated record. NCBI's taxonomy places the organism in Eukaryota, Metazoa, Chordata, Chondrichthyes, Chimaeriformes, Callorhinchidae.
CCCGUUGGGUUGUUGAUCUUUCCUGGGAUUUUGCAAUCUUGUGGCAACAAAACAAGCUUUCGAGAGCUUUCAUCUACGCAGUAACUGCAGCUCUGCAGUUUUAACAAUGUUCCAGGCUGACGCAUUAUAGUCAGUGGGAGGGGGCUAAGGUUUCAUGCUCAUCUCCUCCUCCCUCUCCUCCACUCCGUCCCCCUGUAAUAUUCUGGCGUCUGUCAAUCACAUAAGUUUUUGGUCGAGCCUUGAAGAAAGCUGCCGUGUCUCUUCCAAGUCCUCACAUCACAAGCAAGCGCACUUGCCAGUAACCGGGCAAUCUCUGAGCUCCUACAGCUCCCUGGAGGCGAACAUCUUGAUCUCGACUGAUUUGCAAGGUGCUUGGUGAGGACACGGAACAUUGAAUGUUGUGUUAAGUACCAUCAGCAAGCGGAGCCUGGCUGAGCUCUGGGACAUUCGGUUACUGACGAUGUUCUGAGUAGUUUGAUUAGAGUCCACAUUUUACAGCGUCCACAGAAGUACUGCAAGCGAUCCUGUCAGUUAUCGAGCCCCAACAAUGCAGAGCCAGGAGACAGAGGUGCAGUACAGCCGAUGGAACGAGAACUCCCACGACCAAGUCACCAUCGGCAUCUCUCCAAUAGCUGCGUCAGGCUACAGAAAGAUCUACAAUAGGUUUUGCACCGGAAAAGUGGGCAUCGCCCUGAAGGUCCUCGGUGGAAUCAUCACGUUCUGGAUCAUCUUCAUGAUCGGCUACGUGACGGGCUACUACGUACACAGGUGCAAGUAGAAGACGAUAAACAAUUGCCCCCCCAUGCCCCCAGUGCACGACCCACCCUACAGUCUAACUAAUCCAAACUCUCUUAAGUCUGAUCAAAACCAAAGAUCUUUCGCAUUAUCAUUUCCAGAUCAGUUCCUCCAGACAUCCAACAAACUUCAGUGCUUACCCCAGCGAGUGUGUUUACAGUGAGCUUACAGAAGUCAGUCGGAGUCUUCCAGUUACAUUAAGAAACCGAGACGCAGAAAGCCCAAGCACUGCUUACCUGUCUUACAAACUCGUGCAGUCCCGUAGAGUAGUGGUUAGUGCGUUCGCCUCGCAAGCGAGAGGAC